GACGUUUGUAUUUUCUGUAGGCGCAUUCGGUGUUUUAGUUCUUUCAUCUAAAAAGAAUUCUUUAAAUAUUUAUUUUAAUAUAAACUAAUUGUUAUUUUUAAUUUAAAAAAGUUCAUUUAGUUUAUAAGCAAAUAAAUAUGGCGAUGUUAGCAGAGCCCCGUCAAAAGAGACGCUACCAUUUGACGCCAAAAGGAAAGCCUCUUUUCGAAGACACUGAUCGUUUUGGGACAAAAAUGCUCGAGAAAAUGGGAUGGUCCAAAGGAAAAGGCUUGGGUAAAAGCGAAGACGGCACCCAAGAUUUUGUUCGUGUAAAAUAUAAGUCAGACGAAAGAGGUUUGGGUUUCCAGGUGCGCGAUGACCAAUGGACCGAACACGACAAAAAUUUCAAUGGUCUAUUGCAAAAUCUAAACGGUGGUGUUGAUGGCAAUGGUGAAGCUGAUCCUAGUCCUGAAGAAUGUGAUAUUAUCACACCAACAGUAGGUUUGGGAUUUGCUGUAAAGUCGUCCAAAAAUAAGAAGCUCAAGGAACACAUAAGCGGUCAAUCUCUGGAAGAGAAAUCGAAAAAAAGCAAAGCCAGAGUGCAUUAUCAGAAAUUCACCAAAGGCAAAGACAUGUCACAGUACAGCGAAAAGGAUUUGGCCAAUAUCUUUGGUAAAAAGGCAAGUCCCGACGAAACCAACAUUUAUAGCCAGUUUCAGGCAUUCAAUGCGGGAGGAAGCGAUAGUGAUGACAAGAAAGUAAGUGAGCCAGAAGAGCCUGCCAAAGUUUUGCCACCAAUCAUCAAUACGGGUGUUUCCGUGAACGACUAUUUUAAAGCCAAAAUGGCUGCUCUCAAGGAAAAACAGGGCGGAUCUGAGUCUUCGAACCCAUUUAAUAGUAAUGUUAGAGUAAUAAAUAAUGUUGAGUAUGUUAUUCCAAAGGCGAAAAGGAAAAGAAGCACCGAUGGAGAUGGGUCAGAAAAUGAAGGGCAAAAAGUUCCUUCCAAAAAAUCGAAAACACUCGAAGAAGAGGAACCACAAGAGCAAGAAUCAGAGGAAGCUCCCCCAAAAAAGAAGAAGAAGAAAAGUAAAAAACAUUCCGCUGAAAGUGAGGAAACAGAGGUGAUACCUUCGGCAGAUGUGGAAAAAGAAGAAAGUCAAAAGGAGAAGAAGAAGAAGCGAAAGAAAGCUGCAGAAUUAGAGGAAACAAUCAUUGAUGAAAUCAAAGAACAGGAAACUACCUCAAAUGAACAUCAACCUGACUCAAACUCAGAAUCAAGUUCUUCCAAAAAAAACAAAAAGAAGUCCAAGAAGUCCCGAGAGGAAGACACCAAUAAAAAUGAAGAAGACAUACAAACCACUCCAUGUCCUCUUGUAGUGGAAGACAACGACGUUCCAAAAAAGAAGAAAAAGAAGGACAAGAAAAAUUCAAUUAUUAUUGAUCUUGAUUCAGAAGAAGAAAAGGAAGAAACCCCCAAAAACACCAACGAUACCCCCAAAUCCACAUCAGAAGUCAAUAAUAUCAAAUCUACAAAAUCUAAAUUGAAGAAGAACAAAAAAUCAAAAACAGAAGUAAGUUCGCAUCAAAACAAAGAUUUGACUUCUCAACCAAAAAACUUUUUACUUGAUUCUUAUACCAUUUCUACAUUCUGUGCAGAGAAAUUCCGCAACAUAGAAGCUCAUAAAUUCGAAGGAUCAAAUUUAAUGAUCAUCGACGGCUAUGGACUAAGUACAAAAUUAAAAUUGAACAUAAAGAAAAUCCCCGGCGAUGCUGACCGAAUCAUCAAGCUAUGGAGUGGGACAUUGGAUAAAUAUACACAUUCGUCGUCGAAACUUAAAAUAUACACAACUUAUAUGAAGAAGGUUAAACUGGCUAGGAGGACAAACAGCAAAAUACCAGAUUUUAAAUUUAAGACUUUGAAACGUAAAAACGCAUUUCAAUGUUUUUAGUUAGUAGGUAUACUAAUUUAUACUUUUUAGUUUUCAAGUUGUGUAUUUUUGUAUAAAAAAAAUAAAAGUUUACAAAUAAAUAAUUUAAUGUUAAAUUUUAUAUUUUAAUAAAACUGUUUAAUUUAUCCA
Messenger RNA from Eupeodes corollae, 2057 nucleotides. RefSeq names its product PIN2/TERF1-interacting telomerase inhibitor 1. The record is from RefSeq and is a predicted model, not a curated record. The transcript has 2 exons. Gene Ontology annotation, cellular component: nucleolus. The coding region runs from base 138 to 1928 and encodes 596 amino acids. Gene Ontology annotation, molecular function: telomerase inhibitor activity; nucleic acid binding. Gene Ontology annotation, biological process: regulation of ribosome biogenesis. NCBI's taxonomy places the organism in Eukaryota, Metazoa, Arthropoda, Insecta, Diptera, Syrphidae.